AUGGAAAGAAUUGUGAUUGUCGGACAUUUAAUGAAUAACAAAAGUGAAAGUUCUGGGCAUAGAAGAAAUGGACCUUCUUUCUCUUUCAGCUUUAGGUCAGGAGAAGACCCGUCCAUCAGUGCAAUGGAGCGUCUUUUCAGGGUUUCUGGAAGCCUUCUGCUGCUGUUGACCAGCAUGCUGUCCGAAGCUUCCGUGCAAAAUGCCUCCUUUUACGAAAGCGUCGUCCUCCCGUGUGAAUUCCCCUUCGUGUCGGGGAGAGAUGAUCUGCAGGUUUCAUGGUUCUUCGUGAAAGAUGUCAAUGAGGAGCCCUUAGUGGUUCACAGCCUCAUCAACGGGCAAGACAGGUCGGAAGCCCAGUCUUCUCAGUUCCGGGGUCGCACCUCGAUACCUGGACUGUCUAACGGGAAGCUGGACCUCACUCUGGAGCGCGUGGACUUCAGUGACGAAGGCGUUUAUACCUGCUCUGCGGCCACCACAAAGGGACACGGUGAUAUUGAGACGAGACUGAGGAUAAACAGAUUAGAGGCGGAUGACCCAGCGGUUGUGCUGAGGUAUGUCGAUGGCCAGAGGCAGCUGAAAUGUACCGCCACCGGCUGGUUUAAGGAUCCUCGCGUUCAGUGGAGAAACAGAGAUCACGAAGACUUAUCCGAAUACGCAAGAACCAGCGUGAGCGACCUCCCCGACGGGAGACAGACGGUGGAGUCUGUGUUAGAGAGCAACGUGGAGGAAAACGUCCAUUACUUCUGCCAAAUCAAGGAGGGGAGGCUGAAGAGGUCUGUCCGGGCCGUGAUCUCAGAUGGGAAUCACGCGGUCACGCUGAAAGAUGAGAUUUGAUUCAUCAAGCAGAAGAGGACAUCAUGGCCGCCUCGCUGCUUUUUG
Messenger RNA from Spea bombifrons (plains spadefoot toad), 879 nucleotides. Its product is annotated as butyrophilin subfamily 3 member A2-like. The record is from RefSeq and is a predicted model, not a curated record. Bases 1 to 834 code for a protein of 277 amino acids. Lineage: Eukaryota; Metazoa; Chordata; Amphibia; Anura; Pelobatidae. Gene Ontology annotation, cellular component: external side of plasma membrane. Gene Ontology annotation, biological process: positive regulation of T cell proliferation; cellular response to lipopolysaccharide; T cell costimulation. The transcript has 5 exons.